AUGUCUCGGUGGAGUGAAAAGGAGAAGAAGAAAGACUACAAGUACAUUACUAUAUACUGGGACACGGAAUGUACAACACACACCCCUGUAGAAGGUAAAGCGGAAACAUUUGAACACAUCCCAAACCUUAUUGUCUCACAGGCAGUCUGUGACGAGUGUGCGAAUGUAGAGCAGAAUGAAUACUUUUGUACGGUGUGCAAGACACGUCAGCAAAUAUUUCACAAUCUUGACGAUCCCAGCAUCAAUGUUAUGGGACAGUUCAUAGAUUAUCUUCGGUCAUUCCCUGCUAAAACUCAACUAUUGAUUGUGGCGCAUAAUGCACGGUCUUAUGAUGGCCCAUUGUUGCUGCAGGAGCUUACUGCAAGAAAGAUUAAAGUAGAUUCUACACAACAAGGAGCUAAAAUUAGUGCAUUGAAGGCUGGGAACUGGAAGUUUAUAGAUUCCCUAAUGUUUCUAGCUAUGCCUCUUAGUGCGAUGCCUAAUUCUUUUGCGCUAAACGAGCUCAAGAAGGGCUACUGGCCUCAUCUUGCAAACAAGCCUGAGUAUUACAAAUAUGAGGGACCUAUGCUUGAGAAAAGCUUGUACUGUAUUACUGAAAUGAAGACCAAAGCAGCGAAGGAAUUUACGGAGUGGUAUGAUGAACAGGUGGCUGCUAACUAUGUCUUUAACUUUCGACGUGACUUUCUUGAGUACUGCAUCUCAGAUGUGACUGUUUUGAGGCGUGCUGCCACGGCGUUCCGGAAGCUUUUCUGUGAAGUUGCUGGGUUUGACCCUAUGUUUAACUGCGUAACUCUCAGCAGUGCAUGCAUGUCAGCAUUUCGCCGUAACUUCCUCAAAGCAGAGACGAUUGGAAUAGUCCCGCCAGGGGGUUACCAUGGGCGAGGAAAACAAUCACAUAUUGCACUGCAGUGGUUGGAUUAUGAAACACACGUCUUGGGUAGAAAAAUCACGACGAUGUAUACCGACCGUGAGGUCAAAGUAAUGGGGAGGCAAGUUGAUGGAUAUGUAGAACUCCCUCUCCCAGACGGUGGUGUAGAGCAACGCAUUUAUCAAUUUCAUGGGUGUUAUUGGCACAACUGUCCAAUCCAUUUUCCACCCACAUCUGACUCAGAAGAAAACAGAUAUGAAAAAACACAACAAAUCACAGCUCUGUUCCGUGAAGCAGGGUACAAAGUUAUUGAGAUGUGGGAGUGUGAGUUUAAAAGACUACUCAAACACGAUCCAGACGUCACUCAGUAUUUCACUGCACAUCCUUUCACCAGAGUAACACCUCUGAAUCUACGCGAUGGGUUGGCUGGUGGUCGCACGAGUGCACUUCGUUCUUAUCAUAAAAUAGAUCCAAAAAAAGGGGAAAAGAUCAUGAUGGUGGACGUGGUAAGUGAAUACCCAAAUGCUAACCUUCGUGCAGUCUAUCCUGUAGGACACCCUACAAUACACUUGGAAGGCUCACUUGAUAUUCCUCCACCUGAACUCUGGAAUGGUAUGAUAAAAUGCACUGUACUACCUCCCCAGAACUUAUUCCUCCCUGUGCUGUGGUACAAGUACAACGGAAAGUUACUAUUUCCACUAUGCCGCACUUGUGCUGAAACAGAAAGCACUGAGAUAUGUCAUCAUGAGCCCCAUCAACGUGAGCUAUUGGGCUCAUGGUGUGCCCCGGAGCUCCAUCUAGCCCUUGAGAAAGGUUAUGAACUUCUAAAAGUUCACGAGGUUUACCAAUAUCCAGGGACAUCACAGUUCAACCCUGAAACACAGGAGGAUGGUGUCCUUUCAGCAUAUGUGAGGUGUUUCAUGGCACUGAAAAUUCAGGCCAGUGGGUGGCCUGCUAACUGCAAGAGUGAAGAGGAAAAGCAAAAGUAUGUGGAAGACACACUUAAGUUUGAUGGAGUGGUGUUGGACCCAACAAAAAUGGAGAAAAAUCCAGCCCUAAGAACACUAGCUAAAUUAAUGUGUAACUCGUUCUGGGGCAAGUUUGGAGAAAAGACACUCAGACCUAAGACCCACCUCAUAUACAAUUACGGGCAACUUAUGAAGCUCCUUACUAAUCCUUCCAUUGAAAUCACAAGUAUUAUUCCACUUGGUGAAGAGUGCAUGCAAGUAACAUGCAUGCCUGUCGAAGAUAGUGAGGAAUCUCUCCCCACUUCUUCUCUAAUCCAUGCUGCUUUCACAACAUGCCAUGGACGACUCCAGCUGUAUCAGUACAUGGAGAUCGUGGGACAGCGUGCCCUUUAUACAGAUACUGACAGUCUGUGUUACAUCAGCUGCCCUGAUGAGCUAGACCCUCCCACAGGGACCCACUUGGGCGAUCUAACUGAUCAAAUUGAGGAGGACUACGGACCUUCAAGUUAUAUCGUAGAGUACGUAGGAGGAUCUCCUAAAAACUAUUCCUACGCUGUGGCGGUGGGUGGAGACACCUCUAACAUCAAAUACUGCAUCAAAGUGCGUGGCAUAAGCAUCAACAGUUCUUGUGAUCAGAUAGUCACGUUUGAAAAUCUGAAAGCCAUGGUGUUGGGAAAUAAAGAGAAGACCAUAGUGCCUAUCCCCCGUCAAAUUGCCCGCCUUACAAAUUGGAAGAUAGUAACACGAGCCAGCAAAAAACAGUGGCAGGCAAAAAACACUAAACGCCGCCGUGUUGGGCUGGAGAUGACUGUGCCACUCGGCUACAACGCAUGGACCAUGGCCGACAAGGAGGACCAAGACCUCCUCGAGGUCAUGGAAGUGCUUGAUGGCGCCUAA
Frankliniella occidentalis (western flower thrips) is the source of this 2733-nucleotide messenger RNA. RefSeq lists its product as uncharacterized. The transcript has a single exon. Gene Ontology annotation, molecular function: DNA binding; DNA-directed DNA polymerase activity; nucleotide binding. The record is from RefSeq and is a predicted model, not a curated record. Lineage: Eukaryota; Metazoa; Arthropoda; Insecta; Thysanoptera; Thripidae. The coding region runs from base 1 to 2733 and encodes 910 amino acids. Gene Ontology annotation, biological process: DNA replication.